Heterobilharzia americana is the source of this 1458-nucleotide messenger RNA. The record is from the annotation of a GenBank genome assembly. NCBI's taxonomy places the organism in Eukaryota, Metazoa, Platyhelminthes, Trematoda, Strigeidida, Schistosomatidae.
UGUUCAGCAUAUCUAAAUUCUAGCCGCGAAAUAUUUGCUAUGGGCGAAAAGUGGAUUGUAAUAACAGGGUUUUUGUCAACAGGUGCUUAAACUUUGCGACCGCUAUCCAGACAAAAAUAUACUAAGACCAACAUAUCUGCGACAGUCAGUUCAAAACAUACUUUGGUAUAUAUGAUAUUGUUCAAACGCUUUGAGAUAUGAUCGUGACAUGAGCUAGAGGGGACAAAUAGGUUUGAUUGUGGAAGACCAGGGUGAAUUCUUAUUGCAGAAUAAACUGUAAGUCAGAAAACUGAUAUCAAAAUCAAUGAUCGUCUGUCCUAAUGGCAUAGGGCUACACAUGUUACCAAUCUUCGCGUGUUUUUUCACUUUAUUGGCAAUUAUAACUUGUUAUUUCAUCUCUCUUAAUAAUGAUCACAUAUCGCCUUAUUUCCCCUAUAUAAGUGAUGCCGGUUCAAGGGUCCCAGAAAGCUGUAUUUUUGGCCAAUUAUUGAAUAUGGCCUCAUUACUAGGAGGCUUAUGUUUUUAUUCAUGGCAUAAAGUGGCAGUAUUGAAUUAUAAUCAAAGAUAUGAUCAACGAUAUCGUCAUUUGAUUAAAACAUCAACAAUUGGUUUAUUUUUUGGUCUUUCAAGUGCAUUUGGAAUAAGUAUAGUCGCUAAUUUUCAAGAAACAGCUGUUUGGCCUGUACACAUCUUCGGUGCUGCAUUAACGUUUGGUGGUGGUUCAAUUUAUCAAAUUUUCGUCACGUAUAUUACACAUAAAUAUCUUCGAUCUAGUCGAAUUUGGAUUACUCGUUUUAUAUUGACAAUUACUUCUGUAUUAUCAUUUAUUAUCCAUCCAAUCACUGGAUUAGUAGCUCGUUUAAUGUAUGAUGGAGAUAAUAUUCGAAAAUGGAAACCAACUGACAGAGUUAGUUUACACUGAGUUUUAUUUCAUGAUGAUUGGUCUUGUCAAAUGUUUAUAAGAAAAGAGUAUCCUUCAAUGUUAUGUCGGACUACAAGAAUAAGUUACCAAUUAACAUAAGAAUAUGAUUUCACUAUAGUUUUUUUUUAAAAAUAACUUUUAUGAUGUAUCAUAAUACAGUGAAGCAGCAUUAUUUUACUUAUCAGUAAUUAAUACUGUUUCAGCUAACAUAUAUAGUUCUUUUGAUAAGUUUCUAUCAUAAAGGGAACAAUAUUUUUUCCUCAUUGACACAUAGAUUAAUAAUGUUAUCAGUGAUGAUGGUGAUGAUAGGAUUCAAAAAUGUGCUAACGAUAUAGAAAACGAAACAUUUCGUCUUAUAUUGCCUAGAGAGAUGAUAAAUAGAAACGAACCGGCGGCAUGAGAAAAGAAUAGACUUAGACAUUAGCAUUAAUCAGCAUUCAUCAUUUAUUUCAAUGUUUAUUAUUUGAAUUAUACAUAGUGAUCUGAUCUUCUUUAGUGGGUCAACUUCUUUAUGUAGCAAAAUGUUGCUAACAGAC